Molecule: messenger RNA, 1967 nt
Organism: Galendromus occidentalis (western predatory mite)
Lineage: Eukaryota; Metazoa; Arthropoda; Arachnida; Mesostigmata; Phytoseiidae
Product: sialin
Exons: 4
Coding region: 188-1735 (515 amino acids)
Biological process (GO): transmembrane transport; monoatomic anion transport
Cellular component (GO): membrane
Molecular function (GO): transmembrane transporter activity
Source: RefSeq, a predicted model, not a curated record
GCUCUACAGGAGCGCCAGGGCAAACCAGAGUGUGCUAUACCAUUCUCCGAACAAAAUGGCGUCAUUCGCCUGCCAGUAGCUCGGAGCGGUUUUCCAGAGCGAACCGAGAAGCUCCCGGAGUACGUUCAUGUGAAUGGCUGGUCCUGCACCGAUGGAUUCAGCUUUGAAUGGCCGGACACGACGAUAGAUGUCUAAACAGAUCCGAUACACCGCGCUCCCCGUGAGCGGGGGGCGCAGCCGGUGGUCACCCCGUCGGGAAAAGACAUGCAUAGCAGCCAGGUACACCCUUGUGGUGAUGCUCUUCUGGGCGUUUUUCAUGCUUUACGCCCUCCGAGUCAAUCUUUCCGUGGCGAUUGUCGCGGUCGUGAAUCUGACUGCCCUCGAGAAAAAUCUCUUACCCACCGUCGACCCGCUACUAGAAACGUGUCCGAGGAACUCGAGCGUGGCCGCGAGCGGUCUCGUUUCGACGAGCCCCGAAUACGGCGGCGAAUUCGAUUGGGAUGAGAACACUCAGGGGAUGAUUUUAGGUGCAUUCUUCUACGGAUACGUGGUGACGCAAGUGCCUGGGGGACGUCUCGCAGAGCUCAUCGGUGCUAAAUGGCUCCUCGGAUGCGGCAUUUUCAUCACAUCCCUUCUCUCGAUCAUCACGCCGGCAGCCGCGCGUAUUGGAGGAGCGUACGGUCUCGUUCUAGUCAGGGUGCUGCAAGGAUUGUGCGAAGGAGUCGUGUUCCCAUCGUCGAUGGCCCUGCUCAGUCACUGGGCUCCGAAACACGAACGAUCUCGUAUCAUAUCGUACAAUACCAUCGGUACAUCGAUGGGCACAGUGGUCACUCUCAUGGUGACGGGUCAGCUCUGUUCUCACGAGAACGGAUGGCCGAACGUGUUUUAUCUGUUCGGCGGAAUCGGUUGUGUUUGGUUUGUCGUCUGGGCGCUCGUUGUUCACGAGAAGCCCGAAUCGCAUCCUUGGAUCUCAAAACAGGAGCUCAACUACAUCCAGAAGUCCCGAGGUUACAUAGCUGCGCACAAUGUCGAACUUCCAUGGAGAUCGAUUCUGACGUCCCCGGCGGUGUGGUCGCUGGCGGUGACGAUAUUCUGUGGGAAUUACGGCUUCUAUUUCCUCCUCAUCGAUCUGCCGAAUUAUCUUAGCGGGGUUCUACACUAUAAGAUCUCAAAUAACGGCUUUCAGAACGCUCUCGUGCAUCUGUCGUGCAGUCUGAGCAUGUUACUGUUGGCACCCGUCGCGGAUUCUCUGCGGAAGAAGCGACUGUGUCGAACGACGAAAAUCCGGAAAAUAUUCCAGGCCGUCGGCCUGCUCGGUCCGGCGGUCUGUCUUUCUCUAGUGCCUUGGGCCGGUUGCGAUCACUUGAAAGUCAUAACAUUACUCGUGACGGGAAUGUCUCUCUACGCUUUCACGGUCGGAGGUCAGAAUCCGAUGCCUUUAGACAUGGCCCCGAAUUUCGCCGGAACCCUCAUGGGAAUCACGAAUGGCUUCGGCAAUUUGAGCGGGAUGGCAGCGCCGCUCAUAACCGGCUGGGUUAUUCAACAUAACGACACGCUGACGCAAUGGCGGAAAUUGUUCCUCUUAGCGUCGGCCAUCUACUCCUUCGGGGCAGUACAGUUCGUAAUUUUUGGUUCUGCUGAACUUCAGCCGUGGGCGGCACCAGCGCCCAACGAAAAAGAGCUUCUCGAUGAAGAGAGCACCAACAGUGAUCAUGAAACGUUGCAUCUUACCUGAGCCGAUGAAGCGAACUUGCAUCGAAUGCUUUCGUGGGAGGCUGCAAUCGACAGCACCUUGUUGAUAGCUCUCACUGGAGAGCACCGUUGAUGAGCCGAUCGGAUAUGGGUAAACGUGAUAACAGAAGACGCAUUGGAUGAAAGACAUCUCUUCACCGAGAUGACUUUAAUUUAUACAAGCUCUUAUCUUGAUGAUUGCGUUGGCGGUUGAAAAGGAGAGACGAUUUUGUGAU